This is a messenger RNA of Bacillus rossius redtenbacheri, 2868 nucleotides long. Its product is annotated as ATP-sensitive inward rectifier potassium channel 8-like. The record is from RefSeq and is a predicted model, not a curated record. Gene Ontology annotation, biological process: potassium ion import across plasma membrane; regulation of monoatomic ion transmembrane transport. The transcript has 3 exons. Bases 1627 to 2760 code for a protein of 377 amino acids. Gene Ontology annotation, cellular component: plasma membrane. NCBI's taxonomy places the organism in Eukaryota, Metazoa, Arthropoda, Insecta, Phasmatodea, Bacillidae. Gene Ontology annotation, molecular function: inward rectifier potassium channel activity.
UGAAACAAAGAUCAUAAUUGUGUUUUAGUGUCAAAAAUGUUCCCCAUGGUGCAUUUAUAUUAUUUUUUUUGAGAAAUCAAACAACACAAUUUUGUUUUUGAAUUUGAUGAUCAUUAUUCAACAUGCCAAUUCGUACAUAAUAUUCUUCACUACUUCAACAUCAGUCUUGAUUUUGUGUUUGUGUGUGUGUGUCUGGCUGUGUGUGCAUGUGUCUGUCUCUCCUCUGUGAGUGUAUAUGUCUGUCUCUAGCUGUGUGUGUUUGUGUGUGUUUUUUUUUGUGAGUACAUUUCAACUUGUAUCUAUUGUUUGAACUUUCACCUCUAAUUUUAUUCUGACCGUUCUGAUGAGAGAAGACACCCAUAUUUAUGAAGCAAUUGCAUUCUUUUUAUUUAACUAGAGUGUAACACCAUCCUCUUGCUUUUUGUACAAAAUUUGCCAACCAACACACAGUGAGAUAUAAGAAAUCUACUAAUUUCAGUUCUUGGAGGAAAAAUAUUUCUACUUAUUUGCAUUUGUCUAAGUUUUCUAAUUUAUUUUUAAAAAGUUCAUCAUAGUUCUACAGGAGACAACUGAUUAUCUUCAGUAAUUGCAUACUGAGAAAUCACAGAUAACGCAAUCAAGACAAUAUACAGAUUCAUGGUUAUUUACAUUCAAAUGCACAUUUUAUAAAAACUAAUUUUUUUAACUAAAAAAAAUACAUACUGUUAUAAAUGAGAAGUGUCAUUUUGUACAAUACACUAUAAUGAAAUCUUGGUCUAGUAGGACAGAGGAAAUCAUUUCACAGUUGAUCAAGUAAGGAUGAGUAGGUCUUUUUGAAUUUCGAGGUCUAAAAAAUUCAAUCUGUGUCUACUCUCACUAUACUCAGAGUCAUUGAGGACCUGUACGCAUUAUUUCCCACCAAAUGAGUUUUUAAAAACAUCUGGUGAUAGAGUGGUGAGUUAUGAAAAUUCUCCACGUACAACAGAAACUGCAGAUCUUUAAAACCAACAAUCUGACCACUUUCAAAACCAAGAAAGCUGCCUAGAAGUGGGUCACUGUGCAGUGAGUUAACGUCAUCACUCGCUCACCCUUCGAUUGGGACGAGACAGCUCACGCUCAAACAUUAAAUGAGGGUGAGAGAACACUAGUUUGGGCAUGGCCUUGAGUGCAUAGUUAAAUAAAUAACAACUGUUUAAACCUGAUUACUUUAAUAAAAACAUUCCAGUACAGUUAUAAAUAUAAAAAAAUGCUGAGAGUAUGUCAAGCAAAAGAAAAAAAUAAUAAUUUUUUUUAUUUGAGAGGGAGGAAUAAAAUUAUGUUGUUAUUUUUUAACAAAAGCUUUAUGUAAUAUUUUAUAACUUUUGGAAAAACUGUAACAUGUUCUACAAAGAUUAUUGUGUCUUUGCAGUAAAACAUAUUGUGACAGAACAAAGACAUACCAUAAAUAGAUGUAGAUAUACAUCUUUCAAGCAAGAAAAAAUUUAAGCUAAACACAGACGUUCUUACACUCAGUCAUGGUGAAGAGCUGAUAAGGUCUCAACAUGUGUGUCUGCCAGGAGAUAUCAGUGCAUUGUGUCUGUUGUUUGCUGUGUUGAUCCUGCACCUCGGUCUGUACUUGCUCUGUUCAUUGUUAGGCAGCUGUUAGUCAUGGUGGAGAAAUUCCUGGGCAGUUCUCGGGGCAGGAGAAGCAAGACCCGUUAUGUGGAGGUUCAGAUGUGUUCAACCCAGCCUCGCAGGAUUCUGAAGUCUGGUGAAUGCAACGUGCACCCAAAGAACUGGGGAGUGAUUGAUGCUCGCUACCUGCGAGACUUCAUCACCACGUUGGUGGACAUGAAAUGGCGAUGGGUGCUGCUGAUACUGAAUGCGAGCUUCUUCAGCAGCUGGUUUCUCUUUGCCGUUCUGUGGUGGAUAAGUCUGUAUGCCCACGGGGACCUCGAGCCGGGGCAUUUGCCCCCCUUCCAGGCCGAGACGGGCUGGACCCCUUGCGUCACCGGCAUCUACAACUUCACCUCCAUCUUCAUGCUGAGUAUGGAGAACCAGCACACGACCGGUUUCGGCGCGAGGAUGCCCACGGAGGAGUGUCCCGAGGCAGUGUUCCUCAUGUGCAUGCAGGCGAUCGUCGGCGUCACCAUCCAGGCCGUGUUCGUCGGUAUCGUGUUUGCUAAACUGAUACGCCCAAAGCAACGCACCAACACGUUGCUCUUCGGCCACCACGCGGUCGUGUGCAUGAGGUACGGCAAAUUGUGCCUGGUGGUUCGCAUCGGUGACUUGCGCAAGUCCAACAUCAUCGAAUGCAACGUCUCCAUGCAACUGGUCGUCAGCAACUUGACUCCGGAGGGAGAAGUGCUGUCUCCGGUGAGGACUGAGCUCAGCGUCUUGCACAAGCAGACAAAAACACAAUUCUACCUGCUCUGGCCCGAGCAAGUUGUGCACGUCAUAGAUAAAAACAGUCCGCUGUACGAAAUGUCGGCUCAUGAUUUGGCAAGAGCAAAUUUAGAGAUAAUGGUGGUCUUGGAAGGUACGAUGGACUCGACUGAUCAGAGGGUGCAGGCAAAAACGUCUUACAUCCCAGAAGAGAUCCGGUGGGGGCACCGGUUCUGUCCCCUUGUCAUAUAUGACAAGGAGAGGAGGAGCUACGUUGCAGACUACAGUCAGUUUGACCUCACCUUUCCUAUCAAUACUCCUCUGUGCAGUGCAGAGGAACUGGAUUUGCAGCAAGCUCAGGGCAAUGCAGAGACUUCAAUUCAAAACAUUGGUAUUCCUGAUGCAUCCAAUGCUUGAAUAUUUUGCUGAUUCUGCUGCACAAAUUUCAACAGGAAAAACGUAGCACUGUGUAAAACAAUUUCAGAUUUAUGAUUUAUGAAACAAAAUACAAUAAGUGUAAGAAAA